This is a messenger RNA of Astrephomene gubernaculifera, 1939 nucleotides long. The record is from the annotation of a GenBank genome assembly. Lineage: Eukaryota; Viridiplantae; Chlorophyta; Chlorophyceae; Chlamydomonadales; Astrephomenaceae.
UACCAGAAGCAGCACUUUUUGAAGAGCGUUCAUGCUUUCUUAGCUUGACACGAGAUCGCCUUGUGGUCAGACCAAUGACCCCAGGGCUUCGACACGCGCUGGAGUGCUAGUGGUUACCGUGAGCAGCUGCACCGAGCAACAUUCCUUCAGCAUGGAGGAUCAGCAGGGAUUCCAUGACGAUCAGAAGGCGCUCGGCCUCGGCGCGGCGCUUUUCAAGCAUGGCUUAGGCUUUGGCGGCUCCUCCUCUUCCUCGGCCGCCGCCUCCCCCGCCGCAGACGGCCGUUCGCCCCCGCAGCAGCAGCACCCGGGCCGCCCCCACAGCACUCCGGCCGGCGGAGGGGCCCCGCACCCCCACCCGGGCCCCUCUCCCUCCCCGGGACCGCCCCCGGGGGCAGCAGCCUACCCGCCGCCCGGCUACCCCCCCAGCUACCCGCCUCCCGCUGCGGGGUACCCCCCUCCCUCGGGCUACCCCCACCCUCACCACCCCCCGGGCGCGCCCCCAUACCCCCCGCAACAGCCAGGCCCCCACCACUACGCUGCCGGAUCGCCCUACCCCGCAGUACCUCCACCUCCAGGGGGGGCGGCUGCGCAUCAUCCACCUCAUCAUGGCCCUCCCCACGCCGGGGGAUACCCAGCACAUGCGCCGCCGCCGCAGCAGCAUGCGCCGUACAAUCCAGCAGCAGCGCCACCGCCGUACGGUGGAGGGCCGCCACAGCAGCAGCAGAGGGGAGGUCCGCCGCCGUCGUCAUCGGGAUAUCCGGGUGGCUACCCUCCCCCUGGCUCCUACCCCCCGGGCUACCAAGCUGCCCCCGGUGCCCCGCCCCCUUACCCCCCCGCACCCUACGCAGCCCCUCCCGGGCCCUACCCGCCCCCCGGGGGCUAUCCAGGCCCCUACCCGCACCACCCCAGCCAGCAGCCUCCGCAGCAGGCGGCAGGAGGGGGGCCCUACCCUCCGGGGCCCUAUGCGGGUCCGCCGCGGCCGCCGGCGGGGGCCCCGCCGCCGCCCCGUCCCCCGCCCGGGGCUCCCCCCCAAUCCCAGCAGGCGGCCAGCGGCGAUGCGGGUCAGGCUGCAACGGCCGCCUCCGCCCCUCCGCACCGGCCUCCGGGAGCUGCUGGUGCUGCUCCUGCAGCCGGACCCUGGCAGCCUCCCCACCCUCACUACCCACAGCAGCACCCACACCAACCUGGCUACCCCCCUCCGCAGUACGGACAUGGAGCGCAUGGGCCGUACCCCCAUGGCCCUCCUCAGCCCCCGCCGUAUGGCAGUCAUCAUGGCCAUGGGCCGUACCCUCAUCAUGCCCACUAUCCUGGUGCGCCGCCGCCGCCGCCGCAGUACGGCAUGCCACCUCAGCAACCGCCGGCGCAGCCCCAUGCAGGGCAUGUUGCGGGUAACGGACGGGACUCAGCAGCGGGGGCGGCAGUGGACGAGGCUGCUGAGGCGGCACGUCGGGAGGCUGCGGCGGCGGCCAGGACUGCUGCGUUGGCGGAGGCUGCGGAGGCGGAGCGGCGGCGGGCGGCGCAUGAGGCGGAGCGGAAGGCCAAGGAGGAGCGCAUGCGGCAGGUGUUGGCCGCCUGGACGGUUCACAAGAGCGGGGAGGACGGCUCCGUCUACUACUACAACACGAUGACCGAGGAGUCCAGCUGGGAGCGCCCCCCCGGCUUCCGCGGGGAGGUGGCUGAUGUGGCGGAGGCGCCCGUGCCCGUGGACACGAAGCAGGUUGGCGACACGGAGUGGCAGGAGGUCAAGUGUGCGGACGGGAGGGUGUACUUCUACCAUCCAGACACGGAGGAGACCUCCUGGGCGGUCCCCGAGCAAGUGGCGGAGUUCCGGCGCAAGCAGCAGGAAGCCGAAGAGGCGCGACGCAAGGAAGAGGAGGAGAAACGUCGCGCGGCUCGAGCGGAGGCGGAGGCCGCAAUCGCCAGGCAGCGCGGCAUGGCU